This is a messenger RNA of Anopheles nili, 2178 nucleotides long. It is a transcript of the gene Rab1, whose product is annotated as ras-related protein Rab-1A. The record is from RefSeq and is a predicted model, not a curated record. Gene Ontology annotation, molecular function: GTP binding; GTPase activity. The transcript has 6 exons. NCBI's taxonomy places the organism in Eukaryota, Metazoa, Arthropoda, Insecta, Diptera, Culicidae. Bases 313 to 918 code for a protein of 201 amino acids.
AAAUCAGAAAUCUUGGAAGUGUUGUACUUUUUCAUAGCAAUUCAAUUUUGCUGUGGUGUCCGUCUCCUCUCCUCGUUGCGAGAAAAAGUAGACGUAUAAAGUGAAUUCCGAAUUGUGAUAGUUAUAUUAUUGCACAUUUCCAAGUUUAACGGCGCUGCGAAAUCCAUUCGUUAGCGAUAUCCAACCGUGAUAAUUUGGUGUGCUGGAAAGAGUAUCGGUACUGCAAUCGAAGCAACCCCGAGUCCUACAUUGUGCUGGUGGAGCCUAGUUUUUCCCUGGAACUGAGUGAAGGAAACGUUUUCCGCAUCGACCAUGAGUCCCGAAUACGAUUACUUGUUUAAACUGCUGCUGAUCGGUGACUCCGGUGUUGGAAAAUCAUGCCUUCUGCUAAGAUUUGCCGAUGAUACAUAUACGGAAAGUUACAUCAGCACAAUUGGUGUGGAUUUCAAAAUUCGAACCAUAGAUCUGGAUGGCAAAACCAUAAAACUGCAAAUUUGGGAUACUGCAGGACAGGAGCGCUUCCGCACGAUAACGUCGUCGUAUUACCGCGGUGCGCAUGGCAUCAUCGUGGUAUAUGAUUGCACUGAUCACGAUUCGUUCGAGAAUGUGAAGCAGUGGCUGGAGGAAAUCGAGCGUUAUGCUUGCGAUAAUGUGAACAAACUGCUAGUAGGCAACAAGUGUGAUCUGCAAACGAAGAAGCGUGUCGACACCACAACGGCAAUGGAACUGGCGAAUCAGUUGGGAAUUCCAUUUCUGGAGACUUCGGCAAAAAAUGCAAUCAACGUAGAGCAGGCAUUCAUGACUAUGGCCGCCGAAAUUAAGAAUCGUGUCGGACCUCCGUCCAGUGCCGCAGAUCCGCCAAGUGCUGUGAAGAUCGACAAGGGACGCAAUGUGGAAGCAAAGUCAGGCUGUUGCUGAACACUAAACUGUUCCGUGUCAGCAGUUAAUCUUAUUAUGAUUUUCAUCCUCUCAAUCGAUCGACCACCAUGCUCCUUCCCUUUGCGCUACGUGCCAUCUAUGGCGGUAGCAACAGCAUGAAUUGAGGGCGAAGCCGAAGAAAGACCCUGAGUGUAGGAAGAUGCGCAACAGCUAAAGUAAUCGUCACCUAACACAUCCACACACCAUAGAACAACUAUCCGGAACACACCUUUCCCAAAAUUCAAACUGGGACAUGCGACCGCAAUCUGCGGGAGCAAAGAAGUGCCGGUUGUAUCGCUACGCGCAUCGUAAUAUGUUUUCUUUUACGAUCUUUUUCACGUGUCUGGUUGCAGUAUCACACACUUCUUGCUAAUAGACUACUAUUAUUAUAAUUAUUAUAUAUGAAAUACCGACAUGUUUUUUUGUUUUUUUUUUGGAGAAAUAAAACGAGCGUAGUACUCUGCAGCAAAAGAGCGAAAAGCAUAGCAAUGUGUAGGCGAGUAGAAUGCCUUUAUGCAUCGAGGGAUGGGCAGUGCGUGAAAGGAAUGUAGAAGUAUAAAUAUCAUAAGGUUAAAAGAGGUCAACAUAUGCUUAAGUGCAUUCUGCAUGAUUUUUUCGGAUACCUGUGGUACGAUAACGCAACGGAGACAUCGUUUGUGGAUAAGGGAGUUAGUUUUAAAUCUGUAUCAAUGAGCCACGCAUUCAAGAAUUCGAUUGUAGCGUUUCAUCGAUGAGGUGCAUACAGCAAACUCCAUAAACACCACACACAACACACAUACAAAAAUACAAGCAUACAGAAAGAGACAUAAUAAAUAGCGGAAAUUGGAAAAUAUUGAAAUCUUUGGAGGAAUAUUCGCUGGAAAGAACAAAUGAUUUGCAAAAAUUACGAUCAAUAGUACCGAUCGUUUUUUUUGUUUCUUUCUGUUACUUACAUAUUCUCAUAUGAAAUCUAGUACAGUACAUAUUUCCUUGAAAGACAUGUUCCAGUGCUAUCAAGAAAUAAUAAACAAAGUACUCAAUUGCCUUCGAUUUUUCUCCAAGCACCACCUUAUUAGAUUACAAGCUUGGCACCGUGCAUGGUAUGGUAGUUUGUAAUAAAGUACUAUUCCGUUUGCAUUAAAGGAGAGCAAGGAAGAAUAAACAAAUAUUGCCCUAUUUAACCAUGGCAAAUAAGCGUUUAGCAAUGCAGGCUAAUGAAGGCCUAAGUGCUGGAAUUAGUACAACAAACUGGCAUGAACAUUAAACAAUAACAUAAUAGAA